Molecule: messenger RNA, 3428 nt
Organism: Megalobrama amblycephala (Wuchang bream)
Lineage: Eukaryota; Metazoa; Chordata; Actinopteri; Cypriniformes; Xenocyprididae
Gene: lrrc3
Product: leucine rich repeat containing 3
Exons: 2
Coding region: 713-1513 (266 amino acids)
Cellular component (GO): plasma membrane
Molecular function (GO): protein binding
Source: RefSeq, a predicted model, not a curated record
CACUAUCUCCACCACUGGAGUAAAACGAUGUAACCUGCAGAAAAGAACCACUGAACGAACCAGUUACCGAAUCUUUUUGAUGAACUGAGUCAAAAAACUCCGAAAGCGUCACUGAACGAACGCAUGAAUGAAUCUUUGUGGUGAACUGAUUCGAGUCAUUGGAAUGAAUCAUAAUCCCCACCAGUAGUAUUCAGUCAGAAGCGGGUGGAGCGAGCGGUCAUUCUCCAGCACAGCAAACAGAGCUCUCCAUCCAAUCAGCGCAAGGCGGCUGUCUUAUAGCUGCUGUGUGUUCUUCACUUUUUACACUCACUGCAAAGGCGUCUGAUCCAGUAAAUUAUCAACAAGUAGCCUACGUUUCCAGACUUGGCAGGAUGGAUGUUAAAUGAAUGGAGCCCUCUUCACAUUUCUUCUGCUUUUGGUUUCUAGCCUAAUUAAAGCUUGGCUGUAGAACCUUUUCCUCUCAAAUGUUUUAUUGCCUUUCAGAUGUUGAUUGACUCAUUUGGAUUCUCUCCAGGACAUUCACAAUGGCUUCAAACACCUGAAAAUUAAAACCGCUAAUCUACAUGUGCUCAAAGGGCGUUAAUAAGGAAAAACUCCUGCUGUUGGAAUGACACAGUGACCUGUAAUGUUUAUUCAUUAAUUUUCCAAUAUGACAUGGAUUAACAAUGGCUGCCCUUGAACAGUAGAGCAUUCUGAAAGUAAGUAACUGGACAUGACUUACCCUGGAGGGGCUCAUGUGUCAAAGAAAGUCUUCAUCCCUCAUGGCUGUCCCCUUAUCUUGAGAUUACUUUUAGCUGUGAUUUGUUUGAGCGUGAUGGGUUUUGCCUGUCCCAAGAGCUGCCACUGCUCCGAGAGGAAUGGCUUGACAGUAGUGCAGUGUUCCUCUCGCAAGCUUGAGGAGAUUCCCCCCGACCUUCCACACGAUACUGUGUCACUUCAGCUGUCCUCCAAUCAUAUAACCAAAAUCCCAAACCAGGCUUUUAAAAACCUUCCCUGGCUCCAAGAGUUGGACUUAUCAAGGAACGCUAUCGAAACCGUGGAUGCUGGGGCUUUUCAAGGUGUCGCAGAGAGUCUGCGGGCACUCGACCUAUCCCAUAAUCACAUGCAAAGCGUCCCCAAGGAGGCCUUUGCUCGGCUGCAUGCCAAGAUCAGCCUGUCCAAUAACCCGUGGCACUGUGAGUGCACCCUGCAGGAGGUGUUGCGCGAACUCAGGCUGGACCCCGAGACGGUGAACGAGGUGAGCUGCCACACCUCUGUUCAGGAAGAGUAUGCGGGCAAGCCUGUCAUCCAAGUCUUGGAUUCAGGCAUAAACUUUUGUAACUUCCACCAUAAGACUACUGAUGUGGCCAUGUUUGUCACCAUGUUUGGUUGGUUCACGAUGGUCAUCGCUUAUGUCAUCUAUUACGUACGGCAUAACCAGGAAGAUGCCAGGAGGCAUCUGGAGUACCUCAAGUCUCUGCCAAGUAGCUCCCAAAUUAGUAAGGACUUUGACACAAUCAGCACUGUUCUCUAGCAUCAAUCAAUGCAGUGUAGGAGUGAAUGUGUUUGGUACAGUGAUGAUGGCACAACAGCAAGCCUUAUAACGAAAAGUGGGGCAAGAUGUGUCAUAUACUGAAGAUGAUCUCUAGGAAAGGAAAAGUAAAGAAUCACUGAUGAACACGUGUAAGAUUUACAUUUCAAAUACUGUACAUAUAUGAAUGUAAAUGAGGAAAAGAAAACGUUUUGCUAAUGCACAAUUACUAUUACAAAGUAUUAUUUUGCUGCACAUUAUACAUUUUCAUAAGAAUGAAAAACAUUUCAUUUUAUGAAUGUUUUAGUUUAAAUAUUUUUUUUAUUUGUAAUAGUAUUUUUGUGCAGUUGGAACCAAAUCUUACCAAAUACCAAACAUGCAUGAAAUGAAAUAUAUCUUUUUAUUGAUUUAUUUAUUUUGCUUUGACAUCAAAUUAAUUUUUUCUUCUGCAGAAAAUAUAUUUUUACAUGCAAAAAAACAACAAAAAACAUUUUUAGCAUUCAAAAAUCUUGUACAGAGAGAUGCACAUGGAAAAAAAGUCCUUUUUUACCUCUUUCUCUGACAUUGACUGAAAUUUCCGGCAAUCCAUGUUUUCACUGUUAUACUGUAGGGGCGCUAUUACACAUCUUUUGAAAGAGUAUAAAGUCUCCAGCUCAAAUCAGGCGAAAAAAAAGCAGAAACAAGCCAUAAAAGCAUUUCUUAUGCACAUGUAAAAUAAAGCGAUCGUCAAACAUCAAACAGCAUAUAAAUUAAACCUGCCAAACGUUAUCUAACGUUAUCGCUGUGAAGCUUUGCAGGUGUUGAUGGACUCAAUUUACUCCAUCUAUGUUCUGAAUCUAAUCCGGACAUAGUCUUUGACAAAAACACAAUUUUCUCAACCGUUUCAUGUCUUAUGUUCAGAUAUUCAUACAAAAAAUAUCCUGGGGGCCAUGAAAGUUUUGUGAAAAUUAUCAAAAAAUACUGUCGGUGGCUGGCAACUUUUUCAAAAAAUGCUGGCGGGGAAGGAGUUAAAAAUAUAUGGCCCACUUUGUUGGUUUAAGGGGGUGACAGAUUACCAUCUGACACAUCUUACCCCACUGUUCCUAAGUUACAUUAUUAUUUGAUUUGAUUGUGAAUGUUUUCAGUGGGUUUUCAAACAAUGAAUGUGUUGACAAUUGUUCCGUGAUGCAAUUCCGUGUUCCCAUUCCCCUCAGUCGACCUACAUAAGUCCUGCAGUCUCUGUGGUGGCCGCUUUGUGCCUCACAACAAGCUCUGCAGAAGCUUCAGUUUUUCUGCAGGUGCUUAAAUCACAUUAUUUCUUGAAUUGAUUUAUUAAUUUGUAUGCUAAUGUAAUGGUGUUUCAGAACUGAAUAUUAAAUGCUGGAUUAACAGGAUUUUUAUUUUCCUUCUUUUAUAGCAUUGACCAAGUAGAGCAAGUACAUAAGCACUGCCAAAAAAAAAGUUAAGUUAAGCUCUGCCUUGAUAAUUGGAAACUUGCCCCAUUUUUGGCAGAGUUCUUUAAACUCAAGUGCCUGAUCCUGGUACCUCAGCACCAAUACACUGUGCAUUGGGCAUUAUUUGGUUUGCUAUCUCUCUGUUGUUCUACAAUAAUAAUAAAAAAGAAUCCUUUAAUAGUGAGUGUUAAGAAGAACAGUGUCAUUUUAGGUCAAGUGAAAAUGUUGGUGUAUUUUAAAGAUUUUUCAGAUUGAUGUUGCUAUUAUGUAAGAUUAGAAGAUAUCAUGAGAUGACAUUCAAAAUGGAUUAUGUCACCUGUGUGUUAGUUAAAAGGGCUUGCAGGUUAUAUUUCAUGUAGGCUAAUGUGAAUUUCUGUCCACAUGUACCAGUUUUUCAUUGUGAUAAGCCUUUCAGCAGUAGUGUGUAUAUCAUAGAAUCAUAAGAAAAUAAAAAUGCUAUUAGAAGGACUCUGCCUUCUUGCCUA